Ruditapes philippinarum (Manila clam) is the source of this 675-nucleotide messenger RNA. RefSeq lists its product as uncharacterized. The transcript is spliced from 2 exons. The record is from RefSeq and is a predicted model, not a curated record. Bases 1 to 675 code for a protein of 224 amino acids. Lineage: Eukaryota; Metazoa; Mollusca; Bivalvia; Venerida; Veneridae.
AUGAAAAAACUUGGAAAGCUGGAGUCUUUAGAACAGAAAGUUGGUGACAUUGAUAAUAAAAUAUCCAAGCUGUGGUCUGAUUUAGAUAAAAGGGUGUCCAAAAAUGAAGAAAAAAUCUCUGAUGUUAGAGAGGCAGUUGAAGCUCAUGAUUUUGAUAUUGAGAAAACAAAGGAUGAAGUUCAAAGUUUGAAAAGCGAAAAUAGACGCAUAAAGGACGAAGUGGUUGACAUGCAGGCUAAGGCUAUGAUGACAAAUUUAAUUAUUGGUGGUAUAGCUGAGAAACAGAACGAGACCAUGGAACAGACUAAAGAAUGUGUAAUCGAGUAUUUCAAGAAGGAUUUGAAGAUUCCGGAUGAGGAAAUUGGUGAUAUAAAAACUAAUUCAGUAAAACGUCUGGGUCCGAAAAAGAAUGACAAACCGAGAAAUAUCCUAGUAGUAUUUCAAGAGGUAAAAAUGAAAGAUUAUGUAAAAUCAUUUAAGGACAAUGUAGAUUCGAAGGCGUCAGGGAAAUAUAUGCACGAUCAAUAUCCUCAAGAAAUAGUAGAGCAGAGAAGAAAGUUAAUACCAAUCAUGUUGAAAGCUCGGAAAGCAAAGAAAGAUGCAUUUAUAAAGUACAAUAAACUGUUUGUCGACGGGAAAUUAUACACUAACGGGGAGUUUGGUAAAGUUGCGUAG